GGAAACAGCACCCAGAACGAUCUUCCAGAGAGUCUUGGAUAUCUUAAAGAAAUCUACUCACGCUGUUGAGCUGGCCUGCAGGGACCCUUCCCAAGUGGAGCACCUGGCUUCCAGUCUUCAGCUAAUCACAGAAUGUUUCAGAUGUCUUCGGAAUGCUUGUAUAGAGUGCUCUGUGAACCAGAAUUCAAUCAGGAACCUGGAUACAAUUGGCGUUGCCGUUGAUUUGGUUCUUCUCUUUCGUGAACUUCGAGUGGAACAAGACUCUUUGUUGACAGCUUUUCGUUGUGGCCUCCAGUUUUUAGGCAACAUUGCCUCACGGAAUGAAGAUUCCCAAUCCAUUGUUUGGGUCCAUGCUUUCCCAGAACUCUUUAUGUCUUGCUUAAAUCAUCCAGACAAAAAGAUUGUUGCCUACUGUUCAAUGAUUUUGUUCACAUCUCUUAAUCCUGAGAGAAUGAAAGACCUGGAAGAAAACCUCAAUAUUGCGAUUAAUGUCAUAGAAGCUCACCAAAAGCAUCCAGAGUCAGAAUGGCCGUUCUUGAUUAUUACAGACCACUUUCUGAAAAGCCCGGAGUUGGUGGAAGCCAUGUAUUCCAAACUCAGCAACCAGGAAAGGGUUACACUGUUAGACAUUAUGAUAGCCAAGCUAGUGGGUGACGAACAGCUGACAAAGGAUGACAUCUCUAUAUUUUUGCGCCAUGCUGAGUUGAUUGCAAACUCAUUUGUGGAUCAGUGUAGGAAUGUGCUAAAGUUGACUUCAGAGCCUCACACUGAGGAUAAGGAAGCACUGGCUACCAUUCGGCUUCUGGACGUUCUGUGUGAAAUGACAUCCAACACGGAGCUUUUGGGCUACCUGCAGGUUUUUCCUGGCCUGAUGGAACGAGUGAUUGAUGUUUUACGGGUGAUUCAUGUAACUGGAAAAGAUACCUCGAACAUCUUCAGUCCCUCUGAUUCUCUAAAAGCAGAAGGUGACAUCGAACACAUGGCUGAAGGGUUUAAAUCUCAUCUCAUUCGUCUGAUUGGAAAUCUGUGUUACAAGAAUAAAGAAAACCAAGAUAAAGUGAAUGAGCUGGAUGGCAUUCCUCUGAUCCUGGACAGCAGCAACAUCGAUGACAACAACCCCUGUAUCCUUGAAUAUGACCCACAACCAGAUAUCUCACUAACUUUGAGUCUCUACCACUCCUCCCGGGCUGUAGUGACUGAAAUAUCGUCAUGUGUAUAAAGCACCCUGCACAUAGCUCCUUAGCAAGUAAGUGUUCUUGUGCUUAUAGCUUAUUAUGGCUCUUAGUCCCUACAAGAAAGGUAAGUUUUCAUCUGUGAUUGCUCGAGUUGCUGAUACUCCAGGAAUGACAUCCAGAGCAAAAUGGAGAGUGCAGAAAUACUACCACAGGCCCCUAAUUCAGACAGAAAGUCUCAUGCUAAUGGGACUGCAGCAGAGCUAUCUCUUGGGGAGGAGAGGUGGGGGCUGCAGAAUGCCCUAGACCCUUCCCUUUCACCAUUCAGCAGUGUUAAUUCAUGGGGAAUCAUAGCCCUCACUGUGAGCAUUGAAACAGUCAUGGGAGAUAUGAUUGUUAUACUGAGGGAGAUAGAGUUCUUUAAAAUAUACCUAACUGCCCAUUGGAAGCACAAGCUAUAAAUAGACUUGAACAUUAUUUGCCUUCAGUGUAUCUGACUUUGGACUUGAGUAAUAUGACAAGUGUUCUAUAAAACACCUAAGAAAAGAUAAUCAGUUUUCAAAAACAGGCAAAAGUCUUGGCUUACAACUUCACAAAAAAAAAA
Messenger RNA from Cricetulus griseus (Chinese hamster), 1776 nucleotides. The record is from RefSeq and is a predicted model, not a curated record. NCBI's taxonomy places the organism in Eukaryota, Metazoa, Chordata, Mammalia, Rodentia, Cricetidae.